Pieris napi is the source of this 3967-nucleotide messenger RNA. RefSeq names its product adenylate cyclase type 2-like. The transcript is spliced from 26 exons. Gene Ontology annotation, biological process: adenylate cyclase-inhibiting G protein-coupled receptor signaling pathway; cAMP biosynthetic process; intracellular signal transduction. Gene Ontology annotation, cellular component: plasma membrane. The record is from RefSeq and is a predicted model, not a curated record. Bases 232 to 3819 code for a protein of 1195 amino acids. NCBI's taxonomy places the organism in Eukaryota, Metazoa, Arthropoda, Insecta, Lepidoptera, Pieridae. Gene Ontology annotation, molecular function: adenylate cyclase activity.
AUAAAACUGUAGCCCGUGCCAUAAAGAAGUGCGUUAUGAAAAAAAAGUUGGCGGGAAACCACAAACUUUAAAUCGUCGGCACUGGAAAUUUUCAUUUGACAUAUAAAUUAUUCACAUGUGACGUUUACUUCAUUGUACCCAAAACAAAACAGUAUUGUUAUUAGUGUUAAGUUUAAACAAUUCUAUUUACUGUUAGUAUUUCAGUGAGUGACUUUUAAAUACAUAUAUCUCAUGGAUGAAACAUUUGUGCAUUGCUCGGAAUUCACCAGGAUGGCAGAUAUCGAAAAUAGCCUGGAAAAUAACGAUGACUUACCAGGUGUCGCAGAGGAAGAGGAGGGCACAGAGUUGGAACUUGAAGCGCUGUACAGGCGAUAUUGUGUCAGAUUGAAGCAUGCUCUGUUCGUGUCAGCUCUCUGCGUCACAUUACUGUGUACUCUAGUGCUAUUGUGUGCUGUCUGUGUUCUACAUUCACAAGAACUGUCAACCCAAGUAACAUCAAUAUCAUCGUUAUCAGUGAUCUCCUUCAUACUGUUAUCAGUAUUGGCGCUCGCGUUAUUACCAGCAGCCGCAGAAUGGGAGGCUUUCGCGCUGACUGGCUCCGUCUUAGUCACAAUAAGCCUCGGUGCUGGUACGCUGAUGGCAACUCAUCAUGCACCAUUGCCACUCUUUGCAUUAAUUUUGAUGGUGCAUACAAUGAUGCCUAUAGCUCGUUCAAUAGCGCUUGUAAUGGCGACAGCACUUACCCUCGCUUAUAUCGCUUUGGCUGUGGGCUUGGGUCCAAGAGGGCAGGAAGAUCAGUUUUAUCAACAGCUGAUAUGUGAGCUAGCACUCCUUCUAUCAGCCAGUGGUAUUGGUUUAUACUACCGGGCGCUCACAGAGAGGGCUCAUAGAAAAACCUUCGCCGGCACCAGAACCUGCUUGGAACAGAGGGUCAAACUCGAGUGCGAGAGGGAGCAGCAGGAAAGUCUUUUGCUGUCUGUAAUACCAGCUUAUAUCGCCGCUGAGGUAAAACGAUCCAUAAUGUUGAAAAUGGCUGAUGCGUGCGUAGAUAGCAGCAAGCAGACACGCUUCCAUGAAAUGCACGUGCAAAGACAUAACAAUGUCAGCAUAUUAUACGCAGAUAUCGUCAACUUCACGCCGUUAUCUGAGAGACUCAGUGCUUCAGACUUGGUGAAGACACUGAAUGAACUAUUUGGAAGAUUCGAUCAAAUUGCGCAGGAGAAUCAAUGUAUGAGGAUUAAGAUCCUGGGUGAUUGCUAUUACUGCGUUUCGGGACUUCCGGUGUCGCGGCCUAACCAUGCCUACAACUGUGUCAAUAUGGGCUUGCUAAUGAUUGACGCUAUACGCUUCGUCCGUGAAGCAACAGGCUUUAAUGUCGAUAUGCGAAUCGGCAUCCACACAGGUAAUGUUCUGUGCGGCGUGCUCGGUCUCCGAAAAUGGCAAUUCGACGUCUGGAGCGAUGAUGUCACAUUGGCAAAUCAUAUGGAGUCUGGUGGGAUCGCUGGACGUGUUCAUAUAACAAAAUCAACAAUGCUGCAACUUGCUGGAAAAUUUGAGGUGGAACCAGGUGAUGGAGCUUCCAGAGAAGGAUACUUGGCUGAUCACAAAGUGGAGACAUAUCUCAUUGUACCUCCCAAGAAACCGUCGGAUAAUGGCCGUCUCUCUGUAUGUACGAUAGACCGAAAAGCGAGCAUUGUAUCUUCUAUAUACCAAGACGUAUCACCGACGAAGCCGCGGGGGAAUAUUAGUCCGGCUCCGUCUCAACACAGUUUUAAUGAACAGGAAGGGACCAAAGUAAUGCGAGCCGAGUCCAUGAGGAAUCCAGAUCUUAGCAGACGCGCUUCAGUAAAAGUAGACGGACAUAAAACGGUGGCUUUUGAGAAUAACAAUACUGCUAAUCCAGGAGACACUUUGGGCAAUGGCGCUUUUGUUAAACCUAAAAGUAGGAGUGGAUCUAUUAUUGGAGCUAUUAGUCCAAUAAUAGGAACUGAGCGCAAGUCGGAUACACCGACACCAACCAAGGAGCACUCAGCGCCGAUAUUCACGCGAAUGUUGAGCACAAUUUCUAUGGAUUCUACUUCAAUACCUGGCGUCCCGAGUAGGUCUCGGCCGUCAAGCAAAAUGACAAAGUAUGUGGAGUGUUGGGGCGCCGACAAACCUUUCGCAAAUAUUACUGAUUCGACUUUAGCCAAAAAUAUUGGCAUUUCGAGUCUGGCUAUGAUCGAGCAAAAUCUACUCCCACAAAGAACGUGUUGCGAUUGCAGCACUAAUUCAGAAGGCAUGAGCCGUAUCACCUUAUGGUUCAAAAAUAGGACUCAAGAGAAUCAAUAUCGCAGUCAACCAGACACACUAUUCAAAUACUAUGUGGCCUGCGCGUGCGCAUUAUUUCUUUUAUUGGCUUUUAUUCAGCUGAUAACUUUACCUAAAGGUAUUGUUCUGUACGCAUCAUUUGGCCCUACGUUGCUAACGUUAAUCGUGUUUUUGUACUUGUCGUGGUAUGACGGACAAUUCCCUUCAAGGGGGAUGCAUCUUCUAUCGGAUGUCCCGGAUAUUUAUUCAGACAACUGCACUAAGCCUGGACAGGUGGUUGCCAGUAACAGCUACAUAAGAUUGACAAUGUUUUUAGUAUCAGCAGUUUUAAUCGGCGCCUGCGCAGUUAUUAAUCUUUUCCAAACAUAUCUGAUCCAAGAAUUUCCGACAGAAGUCUGGGUGAAGAAUUACACUAGUGAAAAUGGGACGAAUAUCACUGGAAUCACAAUUAAUAUCGAUGUUGAAUCCGCUCCGAGUUACCUCUACAGCUCAGUACUAACUCUAGCUUCAAUAUCCGUAUUUCUUCGAAUCGGAUUUGUUCUGAAACUUGUUCUGAUGGUAGCGACUCUGGUAACACACAUCACACUUUUCGCCUCCGCGGAACUGUUCAGUCAGUACCAGUACCGGGAUUUUGACAGCGAAUUCUCAAUGCUUCCAUAUUCAGCCAAAGCGGGCCUAGUACUAGUCUUUCUAGCGGCACUUCUACACAUACUGGACAGGCAAAUCGAAUUCACUUCUCGAACCGACUUUUUAUGGAAAGACAAGCUAAAAUUUGAGCAGGAGGAAGUCGAGACUAUGAGAGGAAUUAAUAAGAUUUUGCUAGAAAAUAUUCUCCCUGCUCACGUCGCUCAACAUUUCUUGACUUCAGUUGCUUCCAAGGAGGAAUUAUACCACGAGCGUUACUCGAGUAUAGCGGUUAUGUUCGCUUCGAUUCCCAACUACAAAGAAUUUUACGAUGAGACGGACGUCAAUAAGCAGGGCUUGGAGUGCUUGAGGCUGCUCAACGAAAUUAUUUGCGAUUUUGAUAAGUUAUUAUUGAAACCCAAAUUCAGCUGUAUUGAGAAGAUUAAGACUAUUGGUAGCACUUAUAUGAUCGCAUCUGGACUUAGACCGGGGAAAGAAGAACCCACCGACGCAAGCCGGAGAGAAGAACACACAGUUGCCAUUUUAGUUGAAUUUGCAUUCGCUCUCAUGACUAUACUGGAACAGAUCAACCGAGAAUCCUUUCAGAGAUUUAAACUGAGGAUAGGUCUAAACCACGGCCCCGUAAUAGCCGGAGUAGUGGGCGCUCAAAAGCCCCAAUACGAUAUUUGGGGUAAUACAGUGAAUGUUGCCUCUCGGAUGGACUCCACGGGUAUGAUGGGACGGAUACAGGUCACAGAAGAUACCGCUAAAGUACUAAUGAAUGCCGGCUACACUUGUGAAUGUCGUGGUCCCACAUUCGUUAAGGGCAAGGGGACUCUAGUUACAUACUUCGUAAAGACACCCAAUGCUGGUAGUGGAUUAUGAAUACUCAAAUGUGAUUUUACAAUACUCAUUAGAAAUUAUAUAAGUUUAUUGCCAGUAUUUUAAAUGUUUUCCCUCUAUUAUUUAAUAUAUAAAAAAGUGCGUGCGUACAAAGUACACAUGUCAGAAGUGAAACUUUUUUGGCAAACUA